AUGGCAGCCAUGCGCGCAAUCGUUUUGCCAUGGCUGGCAGGCGUCGCAGCCGCGAACAUGAACGGGAAGUACAGUGUGGCGAGCGGCGACCGGCAGGACGUUGGCUUCAACGACGACUUUGCCUCGAAGGGCCAUGAGUUCUUCGAUGUCUGGUCCCCUGAGAUUGCCACACACUACGGGGAGGUGUUCUGGACUGACCUGGGCAACCAGCCGCUGCCGACGGAAAUUGUGCAGCGCUUCAAAGGGAAGGUGAUUGCCAUCACAGGCUACGAGAUGGACCAGGUGAUGGUGCAGCCCACGGGCCAGCCAGGGAAGAACCCCAAGCAGGAUGUGUCUGUUCCCAUCAACUGGGCUUACAACCACCACUACAUGAUGAUGAUGACCGGCGAGCACUCGGAAGUGCGGAAAGUGCCGGCGGCUCCCGGUGACCCCAUGGCCCACGGCGCUGCCAGCAAGUGGAUCGCCAUCGACCGACCGUCGGCCGCGACUCGGGAGGACCCCUCCAUCCCCACCUCCCACCUCUUCUCCGAGGGCAACGGCGGGGAAUCCAGGAAGUCCUUCCACGGCUACCCCGAGGGCUACGCGCAGCUCCUCGAGUCCCCGGACCUGUGGCACAUCACGCCCAUGCAGGUGGACACCCGGAACCGGGACUGCGGCGUGAGCCCGGCGGACAUCGGGAAGUGCAGCUCGCCCUUCGUGCCAGGCCCCGAGCCGCGGCAGACGCGCUGGGGCCUGGGAGUGCCGAAGGUCACCAACUACAGUGGUCUUCUGGAAUGCCCCUGCAACUCCCGGUUCGGGGGCGAUCCGAUGUUCUACCCGGAUUCCAAGACCCACAUGGUGGAGCGCAAGUACACCCUGGUGGGCAUGGGCUCCUGCAGCAGCCAGCAGGUGGUGCAGAACGCGUCCGACUGCUUCGCGGCCGCGCCCCAGCUCGGGAUUAACGGCUCGCAGUUCAUCAACCAGACAGUGGCCGACGACAAGCUGCCGCCGGGUUGUUCCGUGAUGCGGCUGCAGAACGACUCAGUCGUGGUCAACUUCAACACCAAAGAAGGCGCCGAGGGAAAGUGCAGCAGCUCCAGCGAGCGCUCGGGUGAGGGCACUUCCCCAGUAGGGGUGAAGAUCCAGAUCAGCCUGGAUGGCAACGGCAUGUACAAGAUGUCCCCGAAGGGCCAGUUCUGUAGCAAGAACCGGGACACCAAGAUUCAGUCCUUCCACAUGCAGGGCUCCUCCGUGUUGGCAGCGCGUGAGGCGCGGAACCGCUGCCUCCAGUUCUGCUGGAAUGAUGCGACCUGCUGGGGCUGCAGCGUCGACUGCGACUCUGAGCCCUACGCCUACGGGGCGCUCCUGACCGCUUGUCAGUGGAAUGCGAUCAAAUCCUGCGGCUCCAUAGAGGCUUGGGCGGGCUCCAUUGAGGGCGACGUGAGCGAGAAGCAGCCGCACGGCGGCAGCGCGCAGAUCACGUUGUCGGGCCCGGCCAGCGGGUGGUUCGGCGCCGGCUUCAACGCGGAGGCAAUGGCUGACAGCCCCUACACCCUGGUCGUCAACGACGCAGGCGUCACGGAGCGCAAAAUCGGCACCUGCGGCAGCGAGGCGGAGCACUGCCCUGGGGAUCUGCUGGCGCCCUCCAUCCGCGUGAUCUCCAACUCGGUGGUGGCGGGAGUGCGCACCGCCGUGGUGCAGCGAGCACUGGUUGGGCUGUCGAAGAACCACUACUCCUUCAACCCCUUCGCCGAUGAAACCAUCCACUUCAUCACUGCGGUGGGCCAGAGUCAGACCUUCGCCUACCACAAGGCCCACGGGCCCACGCAGGUGGCGCUCACUUCCGUGGGCUCGAGCUCCUGCAUUUGCGAUCAGGGUUUGGUGGGCCGCUUAUGCGCCACGGGCGGCGUGAACUGCACGGAGUUUGUGAAGGACUGCGCGGCAGCGCCGGCCGGCGACUUGUUCACCCAGCGCAACCCCACCUGCAACUCACGGCAGUACAGCGGAGGGCUGCACUGCUGCCAUCACCAGUACAUCAUGCUGGAUGCGGACCAGGAGGUGCGGCCUGAGCUCUUGCGGUACCACAUGAAGAUGCGGUUUUGGUUCCAGGAGUACCGCGCAAGCACAGGCAGCAAAGCCUCCCAUGCCAACUUGCCGCGGAUCUACUACCAGACCGAAGCCAAUGCAGGUGAGUAUGACAUCCCCCCGGCCUUUGCCAGAGGUCACCCAAUUGUGGGAUAUCCGGAGUGGCCUCCGAACAAGCCUACGCCUGGCACUAGUUGUACAGGAAACUGCCCUGAUGGGGCUGACUGCGAAUGUGUACACACGAUUACGUACCACUGGACAGUGAGCAACAUCCGCCUGAUCUACGCGGGAGGGCAUUGCCACGCCCCCAGCUGUUUGUCCAUCGAGCUCUACCACAACCUCAGCGGCACCCCGCAGCUGCUGUGUCGGCAGCUGCCAAAGUUUGGCCAAGGCAACUUCCCAAAGGACAAGUGGGAUGAAGCCGGUUAUGCGACGCUGCCGCCGUGCCUCUGGAGCGAUGAAGACCCCAGCUUGGACAACAGCGUGUGGCUACCGGCCAACACACCGAUGAUUUCUGUCAAGAAGAACAGAAACACCUUCUUGGGUCACUACGGCGAGAUGGCCUCGUGGCAGAUGCGUGGGGUCAACUUCCCAGCCAAGCCGCCAACUUUUGUCUGA
Effrenium voratum is the source of this 2682-nucleotide messenger RNA. NCBI's taxonomy places the organism in Eukaryota, Dinophyceae, Suessiales, Symbiodiniaceae. The record is from the annotation of a GenBank genome assembly.